Molecule: messenger RNA, 966 nt
Organism: Symbiodinium natans
Lineage: Eukaryota; Dinophyceae; Suessiales; Symbiodiniaceae
Source: the annotation of a GenBank genome assembly
AUGAAGCCCAUGGAGGCCUCUAACGCAGAGGCCAGGCGGCAGGUGAUGAUCCUUGGGGGUCGCAGGCGAAGGGAACGCAGAAGAGGCAGCCGAUGGGGAGGUGUAGCCAUCGCCGCUGUCGGCAGCUGCCUGUGGGUUCGCGCCGCACCCUCUGGAGGAUUCAGCGUUGUCACAGCUCGUAGUGGACAGAGGAGUUCAGGGAGGAGAUGGACUCCACUUGCUGGUGGUUCGGGGUUUCAAGGUCCAGCAGCUGCCAGCACGGUCCCAGAGAGAACAGGACUCUGGAGCCGGACCGGCUUGGUCGCCCUUGCCGUCUUCGGCCUCUUUGAAGGGGGCGACGUCGACGAGCGAAGGCAAUCCAGCAAGAAGGCCAAGGCGAAGAAGGCGAGAGGGCGGCGGACAGACCAUGAUGAUUUGAAGCAGUGGUUGUUGAAGGAAACGACGCAACACGAAGCUUCAUGGCGAAGGACAACGUCGGAGUGGUGGGAUGGCCUCAUCAAUGGACCGUCAUCCCAUGUGGAGCUCAUAAGGCAGAGGAAGCCGAAGGAGGAGCAGCUCCAGGAACCCAAGCCCGAGGAGGAUGCGACAUCAGGUCUCCUCAACGUCCUCGCGUCCGUCAAGACUUCGGUGGUUGCAGCGGUCCUUGGCACCGGAAGCCGUUCCGAGGAUGCGGAGUCUCCGGAGAAGGAGGAGGAGGAGGACUCCGAAGACUGGUGGCAGUCGGCGCAAGCGGCCUUGGGCAUGGCAGACGCGGAGAAAGCGGAAAAGGAGGCUCCAGAGCCGGAGCAGGAUGUGCAAGAAGCGAGGCCCAGGCAAGAGGAGGAAACAGUUGAGCCCAGAGAGGAGCCGGCAGAGGAAGAACCCACCCAGGAGGCGGGCUUGGAGCCGCUGCUGCUGCUGCUGCUGCUGCUGCUGCUGCUGCUGCUGCUGCUGCUGCUGCUGCUGCUGCUGCUGCUGCAGCUGUAG